Phycomyces blakesleeanus NRRL 1555(-) is the source of this 1545-nucleotide messenger RNA. RefSeq lists its product as hypothetical. The record is from RefSeq and is a predicted model, not a curated record. Gene Ontology annotation, biological process: carbohydrate transport; transmembrane transport. Lineage: Eukaryota; Fungi; Mucoromycota; Mucoromycetes; Mucorales; Phycomycetaceae. The transcript has 6 exons. Gene Ontology annotation, molecular function: carbohydrate:proton symporter activity. Gene Ontology annotation, cellular component: membrane. The coding region runs from base 1 to 1545 and encodes 514 amino acids.
AUGGGAUUUAUAACCAGGCUCACAACUAAUGUCUACGCAAUUGGUGGUUUUGCUGCCAUUGCUGGUAUCUUGUUCGGUUUCGAUAUUGGUUCCAAUUCGGGAAUUAUCGGUACAACUCAAUACCUCGAAUACUUCCACAGCCCAAGCGAUCUUUUGCAGGGUGGUAUCAACGCCUCUCUUAGUGCUGGUUGCUUUGUUGGCGCUUUGGUUUCUGGUUACCCCGCUGAUCGUUUCUCCCGUAAAUACACCUUGAUGGGUGCCUCUCUUCUCUUCGUUCUCGGUGCCGUCAUUCAGGCUGCAUCAAACGGUGUCCCCAUGUUAUGUGCUGGUCGUGUUCUUGCUGGUCUGUCUGUCGGUGUUACUUCCAUGGUUGUUCCUCUUUACCAAUCUGAGAUUGCUCCCAAGGAGAUUCGUGGUCGUAUUGUAUCUGUUCAGCAAUGGAGUAUUACUUGGGGUAUUAUGAUUUCCUUCUGGAUUCAGUAUGGUUGUCAGUUUAUCCAUAAUACUGCUGCUUUCCGUAUUCCAUGGGGUGUACAGGGUAUCCCUGCAGUUAUCUUGUUCUGCGGCAUGUGGUUCUUCCCCUUCUCCCCUAGAUGGUUGGCUGAUAAUAACCGUAUGGACGAAGCUAUUAAGGUUCUUGCUGAUAUCCAUGGUGAUGGUGACAUUAACCACCCCCGUGUUCAACAAGAAAUCAAAGAAAUUCAGGCCGUUAUCAACUUUGACCGCAACAUUGCCUCCCACCGUUACAGUGAUCUUCUCAAGCCUGGAAUUAGAUACCGUGUCUUCCUUGGUGUCUGUCUUCAAAUCUGGCAGCAGCUGACCGGUAUGAAUAUUAUCAUGUUCUACGUUGUCUACCUUUUCCAGCAGGCUGGUAUCGGAAGCUCUCAGCAGGCCACUCUUGUCUCGUCCGGUAUCUCUUACGUUGUUAACGUUGUCAUGACUGUUCCUGCCAUUCUUUUCGUUGACAAGUGGGGUCGUCGCCCUACCAUGAUUUUCGGUGCUCUUUCCAUGUCUCUCUUCCUCUGGAUUGUCGGCGGUAUCUUGAGCACUGGUACCUGGACUCUUGAUGCCAAGGACAAGUGGACUGUCGAUAUCGGAAGCAAGCCCAAGGCCGAUGCCGUUGUCGCCUGUAUCUACCUCUUUGUCGCUUCCUUUGCCACAUCUUGGGGCCCUCUCGGAUGGAUUUACCCAGCUGAAAUCUUCCCUAUUCGCGUUCGUGCCAAUGCCGUUUCUAUGUCUACUGCCUCCAACUGGCUUUUCAACUGGCUCCUCAGUUUCGUUGUUCCUAUGUUGAUGCAGCGUCUCCGUUUCGGUCUUUACAUGCUCUUUGCCGGUUUCAACUUCUUGAUGGCUCUCCACGUCUUCCUUGCUUACCCCGAAACCAAGGGCUUCACUCUUGAAGAAAUGGAUAUCGUGUUUGAGCACAACCCUCGCAAGAAGAUCUCGCGCUCUAUCAUUGAAAAGGAGUCCGCAGACCGUUUCCGUACCCUAUCUGAGGGAUCGAUCAAUGAAAAAGAAAAGAUUGCUGUCAGCAGUGAUGUCUAA